Penicillium samsonianum is the source of this 471-nucleotide messenger RNA. Its product is annotated as alpha/beta hydrolase. The record is from RefSeq and is a predicted model, not a curated record. Bases 1 to 471 code for a protein of 156 amino acids. The transcript has a single exon. Gene Ontology annotation, molecular function: hydrolase activity. NCBI's taxonomy places the organism in Eukaryota, Fungi, Ascomycota, Eurotiomycetes, Eurotiales, Aspergillaceae.
AUGGCAUUGGAUUGGCUGCCGUUCUAUUUCAAGUUGCUCAUCCUGAGGCGACUAACUCGGCUACUUGCUUGGCGGGAUCGGAGAAGUCCUGCUUUAUCACUCACUCCGAGCUCCCGAGCCUGCAUCCCAUCGACUCUGUCCACUUCACCUGACAGUUUCUAUAUUCCUUUCUACCACCCCUCUGGUUACAAUCAAGAUACUGCGAAGGAAGCGCAGUACCCCAUCGUCUUAGUCUUUCACGGGGGAGGCUGGUGUGUAGGACAUGCUCGCCAUGACGAACGUUUCAUUGGGACACUUAUAGCGCGCGGUGCUUUCGUUGUAGCAGUCAACUAUCGCCUCGCACCCGAAAAUCCAUAUCCUGCUCCUGUGGCAGAUUGCCUUGAUGCCAUACUCUAUAUCUGGAAAAAGUCUACAGCUAUGGGCCUCGACAAGCACCGUAUAUUCAUUACCGGCUUUAGUGUCGGUGGUUAA